Messenger RNA from [Candida] anglica, 831 nucleotides. Lineage: Eukaryota; Fungi; Ascomycota; Pichiomycetes; Serinales; Debaryomycetaceae. The record is from the annotation of a GenBank genome assembly.
AUGUCUAGACCAUCAACUCCAAAAAGAAGACGGCUGAACCGAUCAUCUGGGGUAUUCAAUAUCCUCUCACAGUCACCCAAAGUACAUUAUCCGGUUGAUCCAGAUAAUCUCCCAUUGGAAACACAAACAAAUACCGAGAGAUUUGAGAAAUUAUCAGAUUCAAUGGAAGAAUUAGAAGCUAAUAUGAGUGGAUUACAACAGAUUCAUGAGUCUUUAUCUAGUGAAUUUAACGAGUCGUUUGCGAGCUUCUUGUAUGGAUUGCUGAUGACCAUGUGGUGUGUUCAUUUUCCUGGCAGACCUUCGAGAGAUCAAUGGGAAAAGGUGCGACUUAUUGAAGGGUUAGAUGAUCGAAUUGAUGAACUUCGAAGGAAGUUGAAAGUCAGCAAGGACGAGAAUGAUCGUUUAAGAAAGAAAUUGACCGCGUCCACGGUGAGCCAACCACUGGCAACAUCAGGGAACCCUUCAAUACUAAACACUCGUCAAUUAACGACACACAUAGGAUCUCAAACAAAUGCGAGUUCUUCAGUACCCAAAAGUAGGAAAUUACCUUCAUCUGAGGAUGAUACAAACCUAACGAACGAAUCAUUUGUGGCGAACCCACUGACUCGAGUUUCGAAAAUUCCGGUGAGAAGAGGAGGAAUGACAGCAGAUAACAACAAAAGUACAAGAAUAGGUGGCCCAAAUCUUAACCAACCGCCAAGAUAUAUGCGGGGGCUUUUUGAAGGUACUAACAAUACAACGAGAAAUUCAAGAAGAAUAGGAUCAGGGCCAGGAUCAUUAAGAACUAGAGAUGACGGGUCUCAAAGAAGGCAGAGACCACCAUUUAGGUAG